Molecule: messenger RNA, 6503 nt
Organism: Eleginops maclovinus (Patagonian blennie)
Lineage: Eukaryota; Metazoa; Chordata; Actinopteri; Perciformes; Eleginopidae
Product: zinc fingers and homeoboxes protein 1-like
Exons: 8
Coding region: 473-3361 (962 amino acids)
Biological process (GO): regulation of transcription by RNA polymerase II
Cellular component (GO): nucleus
Molecular function (GO): DNA binding; DNA-binding transcription factor activity, RNA polymerase II-specific
Source: RefSeq, a predicted model, not a curated record
GCUUGUAGCGGCGGUAUGAAAAAUGACCAUCGUCAGAUUCGGUGAACUAUCGGAGCCUUUUUUAUUAAACUGUCUUUUUUAUUAACGAAGCUACAGGGAAACAAUGCAAGCCGCAGCGGCACUAGCCUGCUAGCUGGAACUGGAGCUAACAGGUGGUAGUUUAGCUUGUUAACUGGCCGUUUGAGUGGCUCCGUGUCCCGGGCUGAAGCAGAUGGGCUCCUCGGUGUAUUUGGGUAAAAGGCGGAAGACUGCGCAUCAACACACCGAACCAGGGAUGCUACAGAGCUACAGCCGCUAGCCAGCUACACGUUUGUUGCAAGAUGCGGGUAAACGGCUGCCGUUUCAAUAGGAAUUGAAGAUAAAGGAACAACUUUUCGACUGUCAACGUCCCACUUUAUUGACCCACAGCAGGUGGCCUUGAACUGAGACAGCUUGAACACGAAGCCGCACACAGCGCUCUCCGAUCGUCAGGAUGGCAAGCAGGCGGAAAUCCACCACCCCCUGCAUGGUGCCCCCUCGAGAAGCCGUUGACUCUGACCAGGACAUGGAGGACGUCCCGGAAGCAGCUGACACAGAGGACAGUAACGGCAUGACCCCCAUCUCCUCCGACCCCCCCACUCUGCAGGACGAGUGGACUGAGGACGCAGCGUCUGACCACUACCAGGACCUGAACAUGGCGGAAGGGGGCUACGAAUGCAAAUACUGCAGCUUCCAGACGUCGGAGCUCAACCUGUUCACCAUGCACGUGGACACGGAGCAUCCCGAUGUCGUCAUCAACACCUCGUAUGUCUGCAUGGAGUGUGACUACCACACCAAGAGUUAUGACACACUGCUGGCCCACAACGCCCGCCUCCAUCCGGGCGAGGAAAACUUCACGAGGACGAUGGUGAAGCGAAACAACGAGACGGUGAUCCAGCAGACGGUCAAUGACCUCACCUUCGACGGCAGCUUCGUCAAGGUGGAGGACGGUGAGGCGGAGGAGACGUCACGCAGCAGUAUCGCCCUCAGCAAGACGCCCAUCAUGAGGAUCAAGAGCAGGCCGGAGCCCAAGAAGUUCAGCGCCGCGCACAAAAUGACUUACGAGGACGUCAUCAAGGUGGAGAGCGAUGACGAGGAUGACGAGAACAAGGAGCCGCCCACGCUGUCCCCCGCCCCCAUGACCAUUGCCCCACGCCUCGUCCCUGUCUCCGCGCCGGUGCAGGUCCACGCAGUCCCGCAGAACAUUGUGGUCAACAGCUCCAAUGUGCUGCAGAUCAAAGGAGGCUCUGGGGGCGGGGGCCUGCUCCCUCCCGGGACGCUGGCUCAGGUUCUGUCCGCCCUGCAGAACCAGCAGAACUGCAGCCAGACCCAGACCCAGCUGCUCAUCCCCAUCAGCAGCAUCCCCACCUACAACACCGCCAUGGACAACAACGUCCUGCUUGUCAGCGCCUACAACAGGUUUCCGUAUCCCUCGGUGUCAGAGAUCAUGGGCCUGUCUUCACAGACCAAGUUCAGCGAGGAGCAGAUCAAGGUGUGGUUCUCCGCUCAGAGGCUAAAGCACGGAGUCAGCUGGACGCCGGAGGAGGUGGAGGAGGCGAGGAGGAAGAAGUUUAACGGCACAGUGCAGAGCGUCCCUCAGACCAUCACCGUCAUCCCGGCCAACCUGGCUGCAGCCACCAACGGCCUGCAGUCCAUCUUCCAGACCUGCCAGAUCGUGGGCCAGCCGGGUCUCGUCCUCACUCAGGUGUCCGGUAACGGCAGCACCAUGCCGGUCGCAUCUCCCAUCACCCUGACAGUCGCGGGCGUCCCCGGCAACCAGCCCAAAGCGGCCGAACCCUCGACAUCAGAAUCAAAGACGGAGAUGGCGGCCGGCGGGGCACACAGUUCGGAAGCAGGGACGGCCAAACCCAAGAAGUCCAAGGAGCAGCUGGCGGAGCUGAAGGCCAGCUAUGGCAGGAGGCAGUUCGCCACGGAGGCGGAGAUAUCCCGGCUCAUGCAGGUUACCAAACUGUCCAAACGAGCAAUAAAGAAGUGGUUCAGCGACACACGCUACAACCAGAGGAACUCUAAGGAUCACCAAGGCGUGCUGCUGGGUGAAACCCCGCCCACCAGAGCGCCAGCACCAGGGGUACGAACAGGAAGGAACAACAGCGGCAGCCAAAACGAUAGCAACGCCAGCGACCACAACACCACCAUCGUCAUCGACUCCAGCGACGACGCCAGCGAUUGCUCACCGACUUCCGCCAACACCCUGUCAGGAUCCACCAGAGACCCGCGGGUCAAAUUCCGCCACGCCUUCCCCGACUUCACGCCACAGAAGUUUAAGGAAAAGACUCAGGAGCAGCUGCAGAUCCUGGAGGCCAGCUUCCAGAAAUCAGACACGCCCUCAGACGAGGAGCUGAGCCGGCUGCGCGCCGAGACGAAGCUGACGCGUCGCGAGGUGGACGCUUGGUUCACAGAGAGACGGAAAAUGCCUUCGAAGGAGGACGAGGAGGACAGCGAGAAAGCCGCCGUUCCUUCGUCCUCGGCUCUUGAGCGGCAGACCACGCCCCCCUCCGCAAGGAAGACCGUGAAGAAGACGCCAGAGCAGCUCCACAUCCUGAAGAAGGCCUUCGUCCGCACACAGUGGCCCACGCCCGAGGAGUACGACCAGAUGGCUGAGGACAGCGGCCUGCCCAGAACGUACAUCGUCAACUGGUUCGGCGACACGCGCUACGCCUGCAAGAACAGCAAUCUGAAGUGGUACUACCUCUAUCAGAGCGGGAAGGUGGACGAGGCGCUGAACGGUGAAGCCAAGAGCCAAAAGAAAUCCAGGAAGCGUUUCCGAGGUUGGUCCAGGAGGACGCGGCGGCCGUACCCCUGCAAGCGCUCGCCACAGGGGGGCGCCACCACUAUCAAGGUGAAGUCCGGGAAGUCGUUCCUGAAGGACUACUACCUCAAACACCGAGCCCUGAGCGAGAAGGAUCUGGACGACCUGGUGACCAAGUCCAGCAUGAGCUACGAGCAGGUGAGGGACUGGUUCUCUGACACCAUCAAGAGGGCGGAGGAGGGCAAGGAGCCGUUCAGCGACGAGGAGGCCGAAAGGGAGGAGGAAGACGAGGAGGACGAGGAGGAAGAAGAAGAGGAGGACGACGACGAGGAGGAUGAGGAGGCGGCAGCAGCAGAGCAUGCAGACGGGGAAGAAGAGAUGGAAGUGAAGGAGCAAGGAGAGGAGGGCACUGACGACGACUGCAACGAGGAGGAGGAGGAGGAGGAAGAAGAAGAAGAAGAGGAGGAGGUGAAAGAGGAGGAAGCAGAGGAGGUGGAAGAAGAGGAGGAAGCAGUUGCAGAGGAAUCUGAAGGGGUCAGCCAAUCACAGCCUCAGGCAGAGGAGCAGACAUGAGCAGAGAGAACUAGUGUUGCUUCCUCGCACUGUGGAGAGGACAUGGAGAGGGAGAACGUGUCAGUGUUUCUCAGCUGGUGGCUCGGGACCUAACCAUGGCCGCAGGAGGCUCAGACGGUCACAGCUCGCAGGAGGACGUGCUAACUGAACUCAGAGUUUGUGCCUUGGAUUAGAGCUCUGGGUCCUGAAGCAGCUGAGAAGCACUGAGAGGACAGUGCUGAUUUACACACAGGAAGAGUUUGUGCUGAGGGACUGUGGGGACCAGCGGAGCGGCAGAACCACCCGAGUAAGUCCUCCCUGCUCCUGUACAAAUAUCAAGGCUUUUAUUUUGGCGAGAAUGACAGGGCUUUUAUUUUUGUCCUUAUUCUUACAAAAGAAGAAAUCAAUGUUUUUAAAGUAAGAGGUGAGACCUUGCAUGGUUUUUCAUUAUUAUAAGAUCAUUUUUCUCCGAAUGAUGGACUGUUUUCUCAAGGCCCCAAAAACGUUUUGCUGUUCUGAUGAAAAAAGGUUUUUGAAACCAUACUGUUUUUUAUGUGAAUAGACAAAUUAGUGCCAUUCUGUUUAUCAUUUGUUGUUCGAAUCAAAAGAAAUCAGUGCGAGUCUGAUUUGAACUUUUUUGUAUUUUUUUUAAGUCUGAAUGACAUAUACAUAUAAUGGAAACUUAAGUCCAUGAUAUUAUUAUUAUAAUGCUAUUCUGAGUUCUUUUGAAUAUGGGGAUGAUUUCCAUGUUAGCAGGUGUUCGGGUCCAUUCAGUUUCAAUGACAUCAUAUCAUACAUAUCAGCUCAUGAAUUUACCUCCAAACACACCUUAAAGAAUCCACCUUAAAACCUAUUGUUUAACAAUUAUUUCAUACAUUUUUGAUCAGAUUUAUGAUUCUCUACAUAGUGGAUUUAAGUUCUCCCAAAAUGCAACUUUAACAUAGGCUCGUAAACCUUCAUAAAUACACAAAAAUAGGUGUAUAAUUUAGAUGUAUAACCGUAUUUCAAAAUGAAGGAGUCUCAAUGAUUUAAAGUAAUAAUCUUAUAUUUGUUUAAAUAAAAACAUCCUUUAAUCUGAAUAACCAUCAUGGUGGAUCAGAUAUUAAUCGUAGACAAAUAAAUAGAAACGUAAAAAAUGUGAAUAUUUUCUGCAUUUUUAAAAAUAUAAUAAAUGAACUAAUUAUGUUAAUUAGUAUAUGUAUUUUGACUCUUAUGACUUGUUAUCUAAAGAUUUCCCUCAGGCUCUGACCAAUUAUUUAUUUUUAAAACUUUUUUUAUGGACCUUAAUUAAUCAGGAACAUUGGGGAAGGUCAAUCAUCAUUCCAAAUAAACAAAUGUUGUCCGACAGUCAAAAUUCUAACAAUGAUGAAUAAAUAAGUGAACUACAAACCUUACACUCAGUGGAAAUGAUUUUGUAUCAAUAACCUCUGAAAUUAAACAAAAUCUUGAUUCAAGGUAAUAACUUCAUUAAACUCAUACAGAAAAGAAUAUGACCCUUACAUUUUACAUCUCAGACUUUCACUUGUAAUAAUCAUAUUCAGAUGUACCUUUUUGCGAACUGCUUUCUUUAUACACAUAUCCUAUCUACCACCUUUUCCAAGUUCCAGGGUUUUCUGAGACAUUGUGGGAAAUGUAGGAACAAAAGUAGAAAUACAAAAGCCAGUUAGAGAUAGACCAAGAUAAUGAAACAGAGAACAAACAACAAAAGGCAAUGAACGAAAUAAACAACAUGUUUUCAGGUGGAUUUUUCUCAGAGCUAUACAUUAAAGCUCGGAGAACACGGUUUUAAAAGGAAAGGUGGUGGAGAUUGUUACAGAUUAAACUUAGGUCACCUUUUCCUCAUUUUUAACACUUGCCAAAUACAUUUCUAAUUUCUUUUUCCAACAAGCUGAUUCAGCGAUCGACUCGAAGCGGAGAUGAACCCGAACACUGUUUGUGUCUUGUCCAAAAAAGAAAAACAAAAAAAGGCAUGUCUGCUCUUCUUCAGGAAACUUCAACUUUACCUCAGUCAGUGAAGCUACUAACUCGGCAAGAUUGUGACAUUUACACUUCUCUUUUCUAUAGAAUACUGUAUGCAUGAAUAUACGAGUACACGAUAAUAAUUAUGUCUCCUUUUAGAUGACGUUUCUGUCUUUUUUUUGUCUGCGCCACCAAAGUUUAAAUCACUUUAAAAAGAAAAAAGAAGAAGACAUAGCUAUUGUUUAUUGCUCCGAUACGGGUGAACUAGCAAAACAAUAUCCUUCAGGUUUUUCCACGAGAAAUAAUAUUUUAGGGAAGAGAAACCACAAGCACUUGGCUCGGUUCCCCCAGGAACUUUUUAACUUUUCAUACGUGGGGUAAACAAAUAAAAACUAUUCUAAUAUCUGUCUUUUCUCUGCUCUGUCUUCAUGUGUAGGACUGUUAGGAUAUGCAAACAUGAGAACAAUCAGCGGAGGUUUCGGGGUUUUAUUGAUCCUUUUUGAACUCUGUGCGUUACGCCUUUCUGCCAUCGCUUUAAUAGCCAACUUUUUAGUAGUUAAUUUAUUUAUUAUAUCUGGACUUUCAUGGAUAUCUUCUUUUUGUCUGCAAGCGAAAAAUAAAAAGUGAAAAACAAGUUUGAUUCAGUUGCUGGUUUUUGGUUUUAUUGAGACCUUCUUUAAUCUCUAAAGUGUAUUUACUCAAUUGCUGGUUAUAAGUGCGAUUUGGAGUUAUUACCAUGCACAUUUUAUCAUACUCAAGCUGCUUUUUAUUUAGAUUUGCUGCUUUUUUAUCAUAAUAAACUAAAUAUCUUUACCUGUUGGUAAAUGUUAUCUAACAAUUUUAGGGUAUUUAUGUCUAUUUUUCACACUUUUCUGACAAAGAAAUAAUAUCUUACAUAGCAUAUUAUGUUUUGUCGUUUUGUCCGACCUAAAGGCUUUCAAAUUUAAAAAGAAUAUUCAAACAAGCCACAUUUUACAACCAAUUGUCAUCACAUUUGUUGUCGCUUAUUCAUUUUGUGUCAAAUGUAAAGAUCAUUUCAGUUUUAAACUAUAAAACAUCUCAGAAGAGAACUUUACUCUCACAACUGAGGCUUUGCUGGUUUAUUAUUUGAAAUAUGUGUGGGGUGGCUGAGGAAGACAUUCCUUAGUGUUUUUAUGUUUUCAUUAUUCCAAAUAUUUUCUUGAUAAAGAAAUUCAACAGGAAA